CCCCCUUCUCGCGUCGCGAGUCGCGAGUCCCCCUUUGAACGGCGCACCCAGCCAAGCCAAGCCGAGCGAGCCGAGGCCCCCAACCACUCACCCACUCCUCCCCCUCCCGACCAAAACCCACGCCCUAGCUCGCCUCGGGCGCCGCGCGUCGUUUGAUGCGAUUUCGGCGGCGAUCACCACCACCACCACCACCACCACGCGCUCCUCCGGCGUAGCGUUCGGGCGAUCUCGCGGCGGCGGCGGCGAUGGCUGGCGGGGGCAGGGCUGGCACCGAGAAGGGGGCGGCGGCGGGGCGCGGGCAGACGGCGAUCCAGUCCACCAUCCAGUCUAUCAAGGAGGUCGUCGGCGGCCACUCCGACGCCGACAUCUACGCCGCCCUCCGCGAGUGCAACAUGGACCCCAACGAGACCACGCAGAAGCUCCUCAACCAAGAUCCAUUUCAUGAAGUGAAAAGAAAAAGGGACAAGAAAAGAGAGAGUGCUGGACAGAAAACUGUUCCUGAUGCUUCUGCACAAGCUGAGCACAACUCACAGUGGACGAAGCCACGCACACAAAGGGUUGAGAAUGACCAAAGAAGAGCUUACAGCCAUGGUCAGGCAUCUGGUAACACAGCUGAAUCUCAUGGUCCUAAUCGGGAAUUUCGGGUUGUGAGAGACAGCAGGCAUGGUGUGGUUGAAAACAGACCAGAGCUAGGACACAAAGGUUCACCAAAUGUAAAAGUGUCUGAUAGGAGUGUGCCUGUAGUUCAAACCGGUCGGAACCAUCCUCCUGCUACAACUUCAGAAGGCCAGAUAACACAAGGUGCGAAGCACAGCUACAACUCUGACGUGCAUCAAGUGAAGAGACAGGCUCAGGGCACUGCUCAGAAAUAUGUGAAGCCACAUUUGAAGAACUCCCAGGAUGAGCAACACCCUCCUACUUCUGAUCCAGCUCACACCCGACCAAAUUUGAAAGCUGCUGAAGGUGCUGUUGGAUCCGUUCGACGCCAUGUUGGAGUAGUUAAUGUGCAAAGGCAACCAUCUGGCCGCUCAAGUUCUCACUUGCAUGUACAAAGUGGUGGUUCUCACGUAAAUAAUCAGCGGGGAAACUUUGUCCCAGGUGGACCAUCUGGACGCCAUUUUAUGUCUAAAAACAUGCAGUCCGUUCAUAGAACUGCUUUAGAUUCAGUACAUCGUGGCAGAUCUGGUGGCAGAUCUUUUGUUGCCUCUAGUAGUAAAUAUCAGCAGGGUCCUGCCAGCAACCAGAAAGUCACACAGCCGGCAAAGGAGUGGAAGCCAAAAUCAACAAAGAAGUCUUCCAACAUUGAUACUGAUAAUAACAAUGGAACAGAUGUAAUAACAACUUCAGCUAGCAACACUGAAAAUUCUAAUGUGUUGGAUGAGAAUGCUUUGUGUGAAAAAACCUCUCAAGCUUGCAUACAUGAGGUGGAGCAUGUUAUUAUCCCAGAACAUCUCCGUGUACCAGAGUAUGAGCAGACAGGAUUAAGGUUUGGCAGUUUUUCCCCUGGAUCUGGUGCAGACCAAGUAUCAAGCUCAGAAAGUCCAUCGGAAUCUGAAGAACAAGAACAUGUACAAGAACCAGUUCAACUUGUUGUUGAAGAUGACUCAUUGCGUGCUGGACAUGAUGAGGUAGAUGUGGAAGCAAGAUCUUCACAACUCAAUCUUUCCACAUUGACAGCCGAGAUAUCCUUGCCACCAUCUGAGGAUAGCGUAGAAAUGAAUGGCGAAGAGGUUGAGAACGAUGAUGGUCUUGGGUUGGUUCAGAGUGAUACUCCACUUGCACCUGUUGAUGGCCAAAAUAUGCAGAGUGCCUCAAAUCUGACUGCGUUUUCAACAUAUGGUCAUGAAGACCCUAAUAUGCAUCCAAGUAAUGAGGCACAGUUAUACAGACUAGUGGAACCUAAUGUACAUCCACAAGUAAUGGCAUCCCCUUCUCAGGUAAAUUUACCGGGGUACCCUUCGGAAAAUCCUGAAGCAGAUAAUGCCGUGCAAGUGUUCAGAAUACCAGAAUCUAAUGUACAUUCACAAGUACUCCCUUCCACAUCUGAGGCCAUUAGUUCACAGAUCGUGAGCAGCAGCCCUGUUGCAAUCUCUCAACAACUGCAACAUAUGUCCCAGCCACAACAAGCAGCACAGCUCUACCCUCCUGUUCAUAUGCAACAUUAUCCAAAUUUCAUGCCAUACCGUCAUCAUAUCUAUUCUCCAGUUUAUGUCCCACCCAUGGCUAUGCCAAACUUUCCAACAAAUAUCCCCUAUCCAUCAAAUGGAAACAAUUAUCUUCAGAUGCCAGGAGGAGGUUCACAUUUAGCAGCAGGUGGCAUGAAGUAUGGAGUUUCACAAUAUAAACCUGUUCCAGCUGGUAGCCCUUCUGGUUAUGGAAAUUAUACUCAUCCAGCUGGUUUUACAUUUAGCUCUCCUGGUGUUGGUGUUAUUGGAGGGGCUGUUGGUGUCGAUGAUGUCAAUAGGAUCAAAUACAAGGAUAACAACCUUUAUGCACCAUCCCCACAGGUGGAGACAUCUGAUAUCUGGAUUCAGACACCUAGAGAGAUGCCGACUUUGCAGUGUCCCCCAUAUUUCAAUUUAUCAGGUCAAGCAACAUCUGGUGCUUUUGUGCCGAAUCCUGGGAAUGCAUCAUUCAAUGCUACAGCUCAAUCCUCCCAUGCGCAAUUCCCAGGCUUGUACCAUGCACAGCAGCCUUCGUCAAUUGUAAGUCCACAUCCCAUGGUGCAUCAACAAGUCCAAUCGGCAAUUGGUCCCAACGGUGGAGUUGGUGUGGCUACACCAGCCCCUCAGGUAGGGGCUUAUCAGCAACCCCAGCUUGGUCAUUGGAGACCUGGCUUUUAAAGGUUUAUUAAUUAUCUGUAAUUAGGGGGUCACAAGAGCCUUUAUGUAACAAAAGAGGCUACUUUUAACAGGAAGCACAUUUGUUUUUAGUGCAGCUCUUUCUGAUCUAUUUAAGGUAUAACAGGGUUUUGUUAGCUUUCCCCCAAGGUGAAUUCAGUAUCCCAUCUGAACUGGUUUGAUGUAGAUUGUGAGCUAAACAUUGGCUUAGUUCUUUCAAGAGCACAGAAGUUGAAUGCCGUUUUAUUCUUUCGUUU
Oryza sativa Japonica Group (Japanese rice) is the source of this 3097-nucleotide messenger RNA. RefSeq lists its product as uncharacterized. The record is from RefSeq and is a predicted model, not a curated record. Gene Ontology annotation, molecular function: protein binding. Lineage: Eukaryota; Viridiplantae; Streptophyta; Magnoliopsida; Poales; Poaceae.